AUGCAUUCGUUGGGAGUCACUCCAUCUCUCAGCUCGCUCUCGCACCGCAGUGGAUCCACUGGUGUCGCGGACGAAAUACAUGGAAUGCGCGUCGAGGGAGGUGCUACGGAGACAAUUCGUGCAAGGCGCAUCAGCCAAGUGGGCUCCAGCUGUCGUGUCCGCUUUAUACAAGACGAAUGCUUCUGCCCAAUGUUUAUCGUCGGGACCUCACCUGCGGCUUAUGUACUAAUGAAGCAAGACGCAUUUAGCAUCCGCCUUGAUAACGACAACCCUGUGCCAGUCGUGGCCAAACUGGAGAUUGACGGGAAGCUGUACAACAGUGAGUAUCGUAUUCUUCCAAACGGCACUCGCAGUAUUAAGGAAGUGCGUGAGCGUUUUAUUGCCACAACACGCGCCCUCGUGUACCGUUUCCCAAAUGUGUACGAUAACCUCCUCCGCCGCGAGGUGGAGGCGGACGAGAUGGAGCUGUGCACAAUGGAUGAUGUUGAUGAGUUCACGUCGCUGUGUCGCGUUCUUUUCCUGUCGGUGCGUGGCGGGGUGGCGGCGACGCGUAAGGGCUGCUGGGAGAUUGACCGCAGCGUCGAGCCUCUCGCGGUGGAGAUGGUGCGCGUUGGACACCAGGUGCCGCUCGCGAGACUAUUCGGCAUCAACCUGUUGGAGUUGGGCAAGUCCCUGCCUCGGGCGUCCCUCGGCCCGCAAAGGCACCGUGCGGCGUCGUUUUCGCACGCGUCGCCCUUUGCGCGUACGGGCAGUACCAACAGCAGCAGGAGGAACUGGUGUGAUUCGGAGAUGGGGCGCGCGCGGAGUGCCAGUACCAUGCGCACAUCGCGCUCCGGCAGCAUGGAGCGGAGGGGGCUGCUGCCACAAUCGUCGCUCACGUGCUUUCUACGCUCAACGAGCGGCGUGCCGAGCGGUGCUUCAUCAACACUGGGCCCAAUGGUGCGAGGAAAGCCCCCCUCCGUUUUCACCACAACCUGCACUGCCGGGAGUGCGUAUGGGAGGAUGUCGCCGGAGGAAGAAGCGUCAAUGGCACCAUCGUCAAAGCUCGUUAAGGAGACCUCUCCUUCGUUCCACACGCUGCUGCCGCAUGCCCCCUUCUCAGUUUUAGCAGAAGGAGCAAGAACAACGAAAAGCCUUCUGCCAACAUCACAGCGUGGCGGAUCCCCAAUUCCGCGGCUGCCACCCCACACGGAUGGCAGCCGCUCCGUCAGCACCGGUACAAGGGGAGAGGAGGCGCGUGCAGGCUCGCCCGGCACAAAGGCUAACGGCGAGAGGUCUGCGUCGGGGGGNGUCAGCACCGGUACAAGGGGAGAGGAGGCGCGUGCAGGCUCGCCCGGCACAAAGGCUAACGGCGAGAGGUCUGCGUCGGGGGGUUCCGCGCGUAACGCCAAGGCGUAUCGUAUUUGUGUGCGCUGCAAUGCAGCCUUCGAUCGUGAGCGCCACAAGUAUAACGAGAUGAUCACGAGCCUCCAGGAGCGAGUGAUGUUGCUUGAGCAAGAAAAGAUGCAGCUCAUGGCAAUAAACGCAAGAAUGUGUGUCACAAAGGCUGGACCAAUCAAGCGACAGGACACAUUGGAGGGGACGCUUACACCCAGACGGAGGAAACGCUGCCAGACCGGCCGUGACGACACGGACACGGACACGGGAUCGACGCCCUCCACGAGUGUGACGUNCCAGACGGAGGAAACGCUGCCAGACCGGCCGUGA
Messenger RNA from Trypanosoma grayi, 1707 nucleotides. RefSeq lists its product as hypothetical. NCBI's taxonomy places the organism in Eukaryota, Euglenozoa, Kinetoplastea, Trypanosomatida, Trypanosomatidae. Bases 1 to 1707 code for a protein of 568 amino acids. The transcript has a single exon. The record is from RefSeq and is a predicted model, not a curated record.